Vicia faba (fava bean) is the source of this 1386-nucleotide messenger RNA. Lineage: Eukaryota; Viridiplantae; Streptophyta; Magnoliopsida; Fabales; Fabaceae. The record is from the annotation of a GenBank genome assembly.
AUGACAAUUGGAAGUCUUGCACCUGAGGCAGAGAAUAUGAAAAUAAGGAAGAAGAGAGAAGUUGGUGAUGUGAAUGCACCUUUGUUACCUAAGUCUCAAGAAACAGAUGGCGAAUUUCAUGAAUUUAAUGGAGCUUCAUUUUCUGGGGCUGUUUUCAAUUUGUCCACCACAGUUAUUGGUGCUGGGAUCAUGGGCUUGCCUGCUUGCGUCAAAAAGUUGGGGAUGGUGCCCGGUCUUCUUGCCGUAAUCCUAACAGCAUUAUUGACUGGGAAGUCAAUUGAGUUCAUGAUCAGGUUUUCAAGGGCCGGAAAUCUUUCUUCCUAUGGAAGUCUUAUGGGGGAUGCCUUUGGUAAAUACGGAAAAGCACUGAUAGAGACAUGUGUUGUAAUCGCUAACGUUGGUAUUCUAAUUGUUUACAUGAUUAUUAUUGGUGAUGUGAUUUCUGGAACUGCUUCAAGUGAAAUUCACCAUUCUGGUAUCCUUGAAGGAUGGUUUGGUGUUCAUUGGUGGACUGGGCGUACAUUUGUUCUUGUUUUCACAACACUUGCUGUGUUUGCACCUUUGGUCAGCCUUAAGCGAAUUGAUUCGUUGAGAUUCACAUCUGCAUUGUCAAUUGGGUUAGCAGUUGUUUUCCUUAUCAUUGCUGUGGGGAUCUCAAUUUUUAAGAUUAUAAGUGGAGGCAUUGGGAUGCCAAGACUCUUCCCAAUCAUUACUGAUGUAGCUUCGGUUUUUGAUCUAUUCACUGUAACCCCUGUGGUGAUGUCAGCCUAUAUCUGUCACUACAAUGUUCAUAACAUAGAUAAUGAACUGGAGGAUUCUUCAUGGAUGCCUGGGGUUGUUCGUACUUCCCUUACACUGUGCUCUUCAGUCUACGUACUGACAAGCUUCUUUACGUUCCUUCUAUUUGGGGAAGAAACUCUUGAUGACGUGCUUGCCAAUUUUGAUGCAAAUCUUGGAAUUCCUUUUGGUUCUGUGCUCAAUGACAUUGUUCGUAUUAGCUAUGCUGCGCAUCUUGUGCUUGUAUUUCCUGUAGUUUUCUAUGGAUUAAGGGUCAACAUUGCUGGUCUGAUAUUUCCCUCGUCAAGAAGGCCUUUGGUUGCCGAUAACUUCAGAUUUUCAUCAAUUACGAUUGGUCUUGUUGUCUCUAUCUUCCUGGGAGCAAAUUUCAUACCUAGCAUUUGGGAUAUUUUCCAGUUCACUGGAGCAACUGCUGCUGCUUGUGUAGGAUUCAUAUGUCCAGCUGCAAUCACUCUUAGGGAUAAAUACAACAUAGCAACUAAAACAGACAGGAUUCUGGCUAUACUUAUGAUAAUCCUUGCAGUCUUGUCAAAUGCUGUGGCUAUAUACAGUGAUGCCAUUGCCUUGAUCAAGAAGAAUAAAACUUAA